Messenger RNA from Lutzomyia longipalpis, 4399 nucleotides. RefSeq names its product contactin-1. Gene Ontology annotation, molecular function: protein binding. The transcript is spliced from 6 exons. The record is from RefSeq and is a predicted model, not a curated record. Bases 281 to 1390 code for a protein of 369 amino acids. NCBI's taxonomy places the organism in Eukaryota, Metazoa, Arthropoda, Insecta, Diptera, Psychodidae.
AGUUCGUUGUGGGCGGUGGAAGGAAAAUCAUUGCGUCGAGCUUUUCUCCAUGAAGUGAAAAGUGAUAGUUGUGUGACGUAAGGGUGUCCCCGAAAUUGAGAAAAAUUUCUUCUCAUUUUUUUCAUUAUCCUUUCUCCCCCCCAUGUAAUUUAAAUUGUCUAUCGUUGAAGAGAUUAGAUGAUAUUUCCACACGACUUUCGGCUAGUGUGUAAUUUUUAUGACUUUAAAUGUUUUUUGAACAUGUUGUGUUGUUAGAAAAUCCAUUUAGCAUGGCAGAAGAAUGUCUUUCGGUGCAAUUUUUUUAAGUUUCCCCAUAAGUGUGCUGUUUUUUCUACAAGCGCUAAUACGUCUAUCUUCAUCAUCACCAAUAAAAAGUGACGAAUACCGAGAGUUUAUUGUAGAUCCGGGGAAGAAUUUAAUUUUGCCGUGCAUUGUGAAUGAUCCUCUGACUGCUAUUUGGAUGAAGGAGGGACACAUUACUAAACCAAAUUGGAUUCGACAGGAAAACGGAUCAUUGCUUAUUGUAAAUAUAACAAUGAAUGAUGCUGGAAAUUAUACAUGUUCCACCGUAAAUGGGACAGCAAGUCUCCCCGGGAAUAUAGCAUCAUCGUCUCUAGAUUACAAAACAUCAAAUGUUCGUGUGAGAACACCACCGGAAGCUGUUUCUUUUUUUGCCGUCCGUGCUUCAACAGUUAUUGCUGUUCUAAUAUGGGAAUAUCCACCGAAAAAGCUCAUUGCAAAUAGUGUUCGGAGCUUCACUGCGGACUUUCGGAGGGUACCAGAGGAAGAUAUUGAAGUGGAUGCCGAUGGGAAUAUAAUUGAGAUGACUGAGACUGAAUGGGAGCAAAUUGAUCCACCCAAUAUUAGUCCCAAUAUUCGACAACUGGAAGUGUAUCAUUUGAUUCCCAAUAAUAGCUAUGAAUUUCGAAUAUGGGCCAAUAACCAUUUAGGUCCUGGGGAAAAGACAUCCGUAACGGCAACAACUAAAUCACAGUGGCAAGAAAAAGAUUUAAUUCGUUUGAUCCUUGUGGACGUUCGAAAUUUCGACACAAGAGCAUGGAUCGUGGCUGUGGCCAUAACAAUGGGUAUCCUCAUUAUCUUGACGAUCGCAACGAGUGCGGUGUUAUUUAGAGAAUGCCACAGUUCUCCGGAAUUCGAUGGGGAUCCUGAUGCAUUGGAAUUAGUACCGAAUAUAAUCCUAAAUCCGGGAUUUUGUGAUUCGGAUGAUCAAGGACCGCUUAUAAUACCCUUUGCCAAGCCCUUCCAGUACCGGCCCAAGCACGAUGACGAUGAUAGUGACUCCUCGGACAGCUACUAUCACGAAGAUCCUGUUCCAUUCUCGCGAAAAUUAUCAAUCUUCUUUACCGAAGGGACAAUUAAGCGUCUCUGAGCAUUACUUUUACAUUUAAAUUGAAAAAACCUUUUAAAUCUUACUGUACACUACUUUUCUUUUUUGUUUGCCUACAAUUUAUAUACAUAUAAAUAUACAUAAUGUAAAUACGAAUUAUAUAUAAAUAAACAUAGGUUCAUCCUAUACACACACACACUAUAAAUUUUACUAUAAGCCUUAAUGUUCGAAAACCACCAGAAUUAAGUUAAUUUGUUAUCUCAAGUGGAGGCUCCCGAAGAUUAAAAGGAUUUUAACCGACAAACACGUGCAUAUAAAGUGAAAUCAAAACUUGGAAUAAACACUCCUCCAACUAUUUGUUUAUAUAAUGUAUGGGAGAUUGUGUGAUAUGGGAAAACGUUGCUUUUAAGCUGUUUUUCCCAACAAUGUAUUUCGCUAAAAAAAAAAAACAUGUGUAUAAACACACUGCACUAUAUACAUUAAAAGAUAUACAUAUAUCAAAUAUAAUUAAUUAAAUAAACAAAACUCUUUUACUCUUAAAGAGAUAAAAGAGGAGAAAAUAUAAAGUAAAUUAAGUACAUUCAAUUAUGCGACUUUGCUAUAAAGCACUCUAAUGUUUCUUAACAAAGCCAGAGUUUGAGAUUUUUUUUUGUUCAAUAAUCUGAUCAAUUUGAUAAAUUUGAUAUAUUUGGAGAAAGGAGUUUAUGCAUUUUUGGGCUGAACAGUUUGGGAAAUGACUCAGAAUCUGAAAAUUAAUUGGGAAUCAUUAAAAACGUUCAAAAGAAAACUAAAACAAUUUACUUAUUUACUUGAAAUCAAUCGAAAAACUUAGACUAAUAAUGCUUAAGCCACACCCACAUUGUUUCUCAAUAUUGUGCGUGAAGCAUAUGAUUCAUUGAUUCAUCAAACAGUGUGGUGUGCUAAAAAAUUCAAACUGACCCACUUCUAAAUAUUCUAUUUAAUUUAAUUUCUUUUUAUCACAAUGAAUUCCCCACUAUGACUGAAAUUGCAUUAAAAACUGCAAUUGAUUAAAACAAAUAAUUACAUUAAAACAGCAAAAACUUUUACCUCAAAGUAAAGAGUUCAAACAGAGGGGAAAAAUACAAUUUCACGUGAAAUAAAAAUUACCCGCUGUUUAAACAAACUUUUUUCAUAAAAACUGUUUACAAAAGGCUCCAGUUUGUACUGAAUAUUUCCCAACUCUGGCUUGUGGGAAAAUGCAGAAAAAAGGCAAUUAAAAUAUUCCCAGGUAUUUCGCUGAUUUUUUAACUUAUUUUCCUUGUUGCAAAAAAUGAAAGGUUAGUUGGAGAAAAAAAAUUAGAUAAAUAACUGUGAUUAAAACUAAACUUUUCGAAAGGAAUACACGUUUUUGCCUUAAUUUAUUUAUGUGCAGAAUUUGACGAAUAAAUGCCGAUUAAUUGGGCAUUUUAUUGAUUUAUUUAUUUCUCAUACUAAUUAUUUUAUUGCAACUGCGUCAAUUAUUUUAACUAAAAAAAAAUAAAACAAAGUCGAGAAUAAAAUUGUUAAAAAAUGCAAAUUUAUCAUGAAGCUUUUGCUUAGGCUAGCAUUUACUAAAAUAUCGCAUAUUCCAGCAAGAAAAGUCAUUUAAUUGGCAAUUUAUUUAACAUGAAAAAUUUUAUUUCUUUGAAGCUAAAAUACUUUGUAGAAAAGAAUCUUCCUAACCUUGCUGGAAUGUCUUCAAUAAUAUAAAAUAUAACAUAUCGAAUAAAAAAAGAUUUUGUUAAAAAAAAAAGAAGAAAUCUUGUGCUUAAACUAUAAACUAAAUUGCCGCCUCUAGAACUAUUGUGGAUCGGCCUAAGAAAAAAAAUCUUCCGUUCGCCUAUUAAUUAACAAAAAUAGUUUUUAAAUUAAAAAGAAAAUUCGAAAAUAAAAGAAAAAAGAAAUUCUCUAUCCACUCAUUGUGCAUAAAUCGUAAUCACUUCAUCUAAAAUACAAUGCGUAUCAAAAAAGAAAAUUAAAAUUUAAAAAAGUGAAGAAGAUUGAAUUUAUUGUUCAGGUCGUGUGAUAAUAUUGUUUGAGAGUGCCUCAGCCUUAUUAAGAAUGAAAUUUAAAUGAAAAAUAAAAUAAACCUGAAAAAAUGGAAUGAUAAAUGAAGAAGAAAUCAUCAUUUUGUAUCAAAUUUCAGAACCAUUAAGAACAUUAAAAAAUAUUAAUCAUUCCUUGUCUUGAUAUUGUUUGUUAAUCUAACCAUUGUUCAUUGAAAAUUAAUUUUUCAUACCUUUCACAAACCUAAUUCAUGAAUUAAAUUAACAAACUCACAUUUAUGAAUUUAUAUCUACUAAUAAAACUAACUUCAAACUUAUUGCUGAUUGCUACUAAUUUACUCAAUAUGGAUUAUUAAUGUAAAAAAAAAAAUGCAUUUUAAUGGUUUUCGGGAGUGGACAAUAAAUUAAUUUUUAAAAUGUUAUAUUUCAUUGAUAUUUCAGGUCUACGAAUUGAAACGAUUGAAAUAAAACAGAUAAUUAUUUGAUCCAAAGCGAAAGAAACGAAAUUUUUGAUCAUAAUAAUAAACAAUAAAUUACAACACUAUUGCUAUUGAGACAUUGUGCCUGUUGAUAUUUUCGAUUUUUUAAAAUAAUAAAAAUGAUGAAAAAAAAUGUUACAAUAGAUUGUACUGGGCCAUAGAAGAAAAUACUACAUUUAAAAAAAAUCAAUGAUUGUGAAGAAAGUAUAAAUUUGAAAGUAAAUUUUGUUACCUAAAUUAAUAAAGGAAAAAAUAAAAUAAAACUAUUAAAAUUGUGAUUUGUUGACAAUUUUUUUUUACCUUUACUUUUUAAUAAGGAAAUGAGAAAAAAAAACGUUGAAAUUUUAAGAAAAAAAAAAGAAGCAAAAACACAAGCUUUUUGUACGAAAUUAUUACCAGCAAACGCUUAAAAUACAAAAAAAGACAUAAAAGGUAGAAAAAAUUAACAAAAAAAGACAGCUUGGGGGGAAAGCAUAAAAAUUAUGUUACUGAAUUAUGUUAAAAAUUAUAAAAAAAGAAAUAAAGGAAAUACAAAAUAUUGUUAUUUCACCAAAAAACGAAAAUAA